This is a messenger RNA of Bombyx mandarina (wild silkworm), 2126 nucleotides long. Its product is annotated as luciferin 4-monooxygenase. The record is from RefSeq and is a predicted model, not a curated record. Lineage: Eukaryota; Metazoa; Arthropoda; Insecta; Lepidoptera; Bombycidae. Gene Ontology annotation, molecular function: CoA-ligase activity.
GUUUAAAUUACUCGAGAAACAUUAUUUGCAAUUUACAGUUGUGCAUUAUAAACACGCUUCUUUCGCAAGUGUGGAGUCACGUUUUGUUUUCUACGUCAAUAACUUGUUUCAAGUCGUUUCUAAUUGGAAAAAAAUUACCAGUAUUCUAUUUCUCUUCUCUGUGAUUUAAAAUCUACAUUAAAAUGCCGUAUAAUUAUAAUUUUGUGUUUGGUGAUAAAAACGUUCAAGUACCGGCACAUUUAAAUUUUGGGCAAUUCAUGUUGGAACAUAUCCGACAGUGGAAUGACCAAAUUGCAAUAGAAAAUGCUGAUACAGGUGAAAAACUAUCGUACAAAGAAAUCGCACAGUAUGUUGUGAACCUUUCCGCGUCUUUGACGAGCCUUGGAGUCGGAACAGGAGAUACUGUGGCACUCGGGUCGGAAAAACACAAUGAAUUUGUUCCGACUUUGCUUGCAAUUGUAUUGACUGGAGCCACCUAUACACCUUACGAUCUGAAAGUUGGAAAAGCCUCGUUAAAACACAAACUAAGUGUAGUGAAACCUAAAUAUUUUAUUUAUUCAAAUAAGUUUUGGUUGACGUACAGCAACGUCUUAAAGAGUUUUGACUGCAUACAAACGUACUUCACUCUGGAAGACAACAGCGAGGGUGUGGUUUCCAUAAAAAGUUUAGCUUCCAAAUAUGUCGAUGUGGAUCUGUUUGAACCGACGCCGGUUCAAGGACAAAUAGAUACAGCAGCUGUAUUAUAUUCAUCAGGCACUACUGGUAUGCCGAAAGGAGUUCAAUUAACUCACAUGAAUUGUAUACUAAGCAGUCUACCUUCUAACCAUGGUUACAUAGGAGUAGACCCUUCAAUUUACCUAGACGAGGAAGGUUUCUUCAAAACGGGGGACUUAGGUUAUUACGACGAAGACAAAUACUUUUACAUUGUCGAUANUUAUGAUCGCUGCCCGGUCUCGUUCGCCAAGAGAACCAUCCGACAGGGGUCUGUCGACGAAUGGGACUUACGUUACACAACCGAAAGUACGGCAUCGGUCACAAAGAUUUUCUUUCCGAAUGUAAAAAGCUCCUAUAGCAUAAUAAGAAGGCUUGAGGUAGACUCCACACUCACACAGGUUUUCACGGGACACGGCGGGCUCUCACAGUGUCUACAUCGAUUUAGGUGCAAAGAGAGCCCGGCGUGUGUUUGUGAUCCUGUAAACCAAGAAAGCAUUGUGCAUGUGCUGAUAGAAUGUCCAGUGCAUGCAAAAGAAAGAUUUGACACCGAACAACAUAUAGAUUUAAAUAUAGAAGUAAGAAACCUACCAUUGAUAUUAGCAGAUAAGAAAAAUAGAAGCAAAUUGAUCGAAUAUUGUAAAAAAGUUGUAGAUCCCGAAACCCGUCAAGUACUGGGCGCAAAUCGUCGUGGCGAAAUUUGCCUUAAAGGACCUGUUUUUAUGAAGGGUUACAUAGGAGUAGACCCUUCAAUUUACCUAGACGAGGAAGGUUUCUUCAAAACGGGGGACUUAGGUUAUUACGACGAAGACAAAUACUUUUACAUUGUCGAUAGAUUAAAGGAAAUUAUUUCAUAUCAAGGAGACCAGGUUCCACCCACGCAACUAGAGACUAUCCUGUUACUCCAUCCUGCAGUGAAAGAGGCGGGUGUGGUCGGAAAACCUAAUCCAGAGUACGAUGAACUGCCAACAGCCUUUAUAGUAAAGCGCCCAGGAUUUAAUGUUACCGAACAGGAAUUAAUUGAUUUUGUGGUUGCAGAAAUUCGUUUAUCGUACCAUNUCCUGAGAGACGAUACCAUCCGCAGGGCAUUGCAGCCGCCAUAUACAGGUCCAUAUAGAGUAUUAGAACGCUCCCCUGAUGGGAAAACGUUCACACUGUCCAUAAAAAAUAACAAAGUUGUCGUGAGUGUAGACAGACUUAAGCCGGCUUUCAUAGAUCACAUUGAUGAUGAACGGAAGCAAGCUGAGCCUUUGUCUUGUCAGCAAAAUGAAGCCUUACGACCAAUGGAUCUGGAAAAUCCGCCGCUGUUGCCGCUGCCAACAAGGCCGCUGUCAGUUCCAAUAAAAAUUCAAGGUUCAAAGGAUAAAAACCAAUUGAUUGUUAAUGUAUACGAUUUUAAGGUGCGUGUGGAAUAA